AUGUACACUUUACAAUCGGUGGCCAAGGUUCUUACUACUGCUGUGACAGCUUUUGCUGCUCUGGCGCAGGCCAAACCUGCUUUUGGAUCUGGUGAGAUUCUUGUUAUUGGCGACAACGCCACGGAGCCCCCACAAUAUUCGGAAUAUUUCAACGCUUUACGAAAUCACAGCUCAAUUACGCUUAAAUUUGCUUCUAUUAGAGAUAAAAGUCUUGAUUUAAUAAGCGAUGAUGGCGUUGAAUAUGAAAAUGUCAUUAUUUUGCCUGUAUCUUCCAAAGCUCUUGGACCUAAGCUGAAGGCUAGUAAUCUUGUUCAAUACUACAAUGCUGGUGGUAAUAUUUUGGCCUUUACUUCCGAAAACAGCUCACCCGAGUCUCUUUUUGAAUUUUUUAAGGAGCUGGACAUUAACAUUUCGCCCAAAGACUACAAGGCUGUGGACCACUUUUCAUAUUCCAAAAGCAAGUCUUCUUACAAGCAUGACACUUUGGAACUUAGCGCUGCUUCAGACUUUGUUGCCGAUCGCAUUGUCAAAGCACCUGCAUCUAAGCCCCUUAUUUACAGAGGUUCCGGUGCUUACCUCGGAAAUAACCCUAACACCAUUCCUAUUCUUCGUGGCUCAUCCACAAGCUACGUUUACGAUUCCUCGGAUGAUUCUCUUGCACUGACGAGUCCAUGGGUUAGUGGCACUCAGUCUACUUUUGCAGCUGCUUUCCAGGGUCUCAACAAUGCUCGUGCUGUUUGGAUUGGCAGUGAUGAGACUUUGCUCGACAACAAGUACUUGCAAGAUAAGAACUUGUAUAAUGCCGAAUUCAUUGACGAGGUGAGCAAGUGGGUUUUCCAAGAAAAGAGUGUCAUCCGCAACACUUUUGUUGCCCAUGAACCUGCUGACAAUAACACUGCCAAGGCCACCUCGUACACGAGCGGGUUCUCACUGUACAAGGUUAACGAGGACGUUCGCUAUACAGCUGGUGUCCAGGAAUGGGUCAAUGACAAGUGGGUUCCUUACGUUGCUGAUGACAUCCAAGUUGAAUUUGUUAUGCUCGAUCCUUACUACCGCAUUAACUUGGGAAAACCCACAGCUGAGACUCCUGAGCAAGGAGCCAUCUACACCGUCACAUUUAAGGUCCCUGACCAAUACGGAAUUUUCACAUUCAAGCUGGAUUAUAAAAGACCUGGUCUUUCUUACCUGGAGAAGCGUAAUACUGUCACUGUGCGACACACUGCCAACGAUGAGUGGCCCCGAUCUUGGGAAAUCACCAACUCCUGGAUCUACUUCUUUUCAUUUGCUUCUGUUGUCGGUGCUUGGGUUAUCUUUGUUGUAUUUUACUUUUACACAGAUAAUGGUGCUCCUUUCUCUGAAACCGUCAAGAAGUUUGAAUAG
Molecule: messenger RNA, 1380 nt
Organism: Magnusiomyces paraingens
Lineage: Eukaryota; Fungi; Ascomycota; Dipodascomycetes; Dipodascales; Dipodascaceae
Exons: 3
Coding region: 1-1380 (459 amino acids)
Cellular component (GO): oligosaccharyltransferase complex; endoplasmic reticulum membrane
Source: RefSeq, a predicted model, not a curated record